Messenger RNA from Dunckerocampus dactyliophorus (ringed pipefish), 814 nucleotides. RefSeq names its product lipocalin-like. Gene Ontology annotation, molecular function: small molecule binding. The record is from RefSeq and is a predicted model, not a curated record. The coding region runs from base 74 to 625 and encodes 183 amino acids. The transcript is spliced from 6 exons. NCBI's taxonomy places the organism in Eukaryota, Metazoa, Chordata, Actinopteri, Syngnathiformes, Syngnathidae.
AUAUAAGGUCACGUCGCUUGCUUUAACUCCUCACCUCUCCACAAGAAGAGCAGCUGACCCCAAAGGAGACGCCAUGAGGAACACACUCGUGAGAAUGCUGGCCGCACUCAUGUGCACGCUGGCUGCUUUGGCCGACGUUGUGCCCGUUCAGGAUUUCGAUCUGCAGAGGAUGGCAGGCAAGUGGUACCUGGUUGGCAUGGCCACCAACGCCCCUUGGUUUGUAAGACAUAAGGCCACCAUGAAGAUGGGCACGGCCGUGGUCGUGGCGACCGACGGAGGGGACAUGGAUCUCACCUAUGCCCACCUUAAUGAUGAUGGUACCUGCUGGAGGGCAACACAUUUGGCCCAAAAAACAGACACUCCCGGACGCUUCACCUUCCACAGCCAAGUUUGGAACAACGACAACGACAUGAGCAUCGUGGACGUUCUGUAUGACAGCUUUGCUCUGGUGCACGUCAUUAAGACGAAGGAUGGCGUGUCCAACAUUGAGACCAAGCUUUACAGUCGCUCUCCGGAGGCCAGUGCGGCCAUCCAGCAGAAGUUCACAGACUUGUCUUUAGGGAGCGGAAUCCUGGCAGAAAACAUUGUUAUCCUCCCCAAGGCUGAUGAGUGUCCUGAGGCUUAAACAAUCCUCCUCCACCUUGCUCUCCGACGGCUUCCACCUCUGCUCCACCUGACGCAAUCAGACCACUUUAUUCCAACUGCAACGUAACCCCAGCAAAACUGCAAAGAAAGCAAUCGUUGAAUCUGUUCAAAAAUGUCACUUGUUUUGUAACAGCUGAUUUUUAAGCCAAUAAAAAUAAACCAAAUACAA